AUGGGGGGAAUUGGGAAGACAACCAUUUCAAAGGCCAUCUAUGAUUCUCUCUAUCACAGAAUUGAAGGUAGCAGCUUUCUUGCAAAUGUUAGAGAAGAUUCAGAGAAGCGUGGGCUUUAUUAUUUGCAAAAACGGAUGCUUUCUGAUAUCUUCAAAGAGGAGAUGAAUAAACAACAGAUAAGUGGUGAUGAUAAUGGAGUAAUUGUUAUCAAAAGGAGAUUGAAGCAUACGAAGGAUGAAAUAUACAGGCUUCAAGAGAUGAGCAAUGAGGAAUCACUUCAGCUCUUCUCUUUACAUGCAUUCAAGGAAUACCGUCCUAAACAAGACUAUAUGGAGCUCUCAAAGAAUAUAGUGGAGUAUGCUAGAGGGCUACCAUUAGCUCUUGUUGUUUUGGGCUCCUUCUUGUGUGGUAGGGAAAUACCUGAACGGAAAUGUGCAUUGAAGGAAUUAAGAGAAAUUCCUAAUGACAAGUUACAGUCAAAAUUAAGAAUAAGCUAUGAUGCACUAUCUAAGCAACACUACAAGGAUAUAUUCCUUGACGUUGCAUGUUUUUUCAUCGGAAUGGAUAAAGACUUUGUAAACAUGAUCUUAAAAGGUUGUGGGUUCCACCCAGAAAUUGGAAUUGCUGUCCUCACUGAGAGAUGUCUCAUUUCAGUCAACAAAGAGAACAAACUCAUGAUGCAUGAUUUACUUAGAGACAUGGGAAGACAAAUAGUUCAUGAAGAAUCUCUUAAGGACCCUGGAGAGCGUAGUAGAUCGUGGUCUCAUCAGGAUGCCCAUGACAUAUUAAAAAAGAAUAUGCUUGAUGGUGUGAAUCUUGAGGGAGAUUAUGGACAUCUCUUAGAAGAGUUAAGAUGGCUCUGUUGGCGUCAAUUCCCUUUGGAAUCUAUACCGGCCAAUUUUGAUUUGGAGAAACCUGUCGUUCUUGACAUGCGACGUAGUUAUAUCAUCAACCAACCUUGGAAGGAAACUAAGAGCCUUGUUGUCGAGAUCGAUGAAGCACCAGUAAGACUUAAGAAAUUUACAAUAGGUUGUAGCAAUAUGACCAGCAUACCCACAGAGUUGACAGGUAACAAUAGGUUGCUUUGGUCUAUGCGGAUAUUUGGUGUCGAUGAUGGAGUAAGUGUUAUCAAAAUGAGACUACACUAUAAAAGGGUUCUUGUUGUUCUGCAUGAUGUGGACUAUUUAAACCAAAUAAAUGCAUUAGCUGGAGAUACCAAUUGCAAGAAUAAAAUAUACAAGGUUCAGGAGAUGAACAAUGAGCAAUCACUUCAGCUCUUCUCUUUGCAUGCAUUCAAGGAAGACCAUCCAAGAGAAGAGUAUAUAGAGAUCUCAAAUAACAUAGUUGAAUAUGCAAGAGGGAUACCAUUAGCCCUUGUGUGA
Molecule: messenger RNA, 1383 nt
Organism: Nelumbo nucifera (sacred lotus)
Lineage: Eukaryota; Viridiplantae; Streptophyta; Magnoliopsida; Proteales; Nelumbonaceae
Product: TMV resistance protein N-like
Biological process (GO): defense response
Molecular function (GO): ADP binding
Source: RefSeq, a predicted model, not a curated record